Colletotrichum phormii is the source of this 764-nucleotide messenger RNA. Its product is annotated as cytochrome c. Gene Ontology annotation, biological process: mitochondrial electron transport, cytochrome c to oxygen; mitochondrial electron transport, ubiquinol to cytochrome c. The record is from RefSeq and is a predicted model, not a curated record. Gene Ontology annotation, cellular component: mitochondrial intermembrane space. Gene Ontology annotation, molecular function: heme binding; electron transfer activity. The transcript is spliced from 4 exons. The coding region runs from base 214 to 534 and encodes 106 amino acids. NCBI's taxonomy places the organism in Eukaryota, Fungi, Ascomycota, Sordariomycetes, Glomerellales, Glomerellaceae.
UUUUUUUUUGCCGUACUGUCGUCUCGUCUUUUUUUUACUUGGCCCGAUCCGAUUCUUAAAGUUUUUCUUUCCCCCUUCUUCCUCCAUUCCUCACUCUCAACCAUCUACAACCCAAACGAACUUACCUGACGACCUGCAAAAGAGAUUCUUCUUUUGCAUUUUCUACCUGAUACCCCUUUUCAAAUCCUUUUAAUUAUCCUAUAAUCCGUCAAAAUGGCUGGUGGUGACGCCAAGAAGGGUGCUACCCUCUUCAAGACCCGUUGCGCUCAGUGCCACACCGUUGACGCCGACGGCGGCAACAAGAUUGGCCCUGCUCUUCACGGCCUUUGGGGCCGCAAGACCGGUUCCGUCGAGGGCUACUCCUACACCGACGCCAACAAGAAGAAGGGCAUCGAGUGGAACGAACAGACUCUCUUCGAGUACCUCGAGAACCCCAAGAAGUACAUUCCCGGCACCAAGAUGGCGUUCGGUGGUCUCAAGAAGGAGAAGGACCGCAACGACCUCAUUGCCUACCUCAAGGACUCCACCAAAUAGACGGAUUGAUGUGUAACGAUAGGAUUGCAUUAGACGAACUGGCGAUUUGCGAUUUGUACCAAUAGACCACUUUAGAACAGUGUGUUUUGGGGGCUUCACUAAACAAGCCCAUGUUUUUCUCUCGAAAAUUCUCCCCUUUCAAGACGUUGUAAUACAACAAAUUUCAUUUUGCGAAACAAAUAUACUAAAGACCUGAGCGUGCCAUGCAUUGUUUCUGUAGCAUCCGUGCC